AUCUCGAUCGCGCGGUCACGUGGUCAUCAACGUCGACGGUCAACAAUAAGAUGCGGCGCGUAAUUCAAUGUGGGAAUAAAAUGCAAAAUGUGUAUUAAAAAUAAUUGGAAUUAGCAAAUUAGAUGUGUGCACAUUGUUCAACGGCGGUUAUCUCUUAUUAACAGCAAACGUUGCAAGAAAAUUGGAAAAUUCGAAUUUGGAAGAAUUAAAAAAAAAAAAAUGUCGGCGGCGAAGCCGGAAUUAAAAAAUUGGAAGGAAUACAAUCGCAAGCGGAAGGAGCUACGAAAACAAUGGAGGGAAGAGAAACUGGCGAAGAGGCUUAAGAAGGAGGAACUCGAGAGGCAGUCGAAGGACGAGUUGGAGCACGUGGAGCGAGUCAAGUGCGAACGGAAGAACGUCUGUACUAUCAGCAUCGCGGUGCCAGGAUCCAUCCUUGAUAACGCGCAGAGCUCGGAGCUGCGAGCAUACCUAGCGGGACAGAUCGCGCGCACAGCCUGUAUUUAUAAGGUCGACGAAAUCAUAGUGUUCGACGACAAGGGUGACGUUACGGAGAGCGAGAGAAAAAAAGUUAGGAAGGACGAUGCGCUGGGCGAGGCUAGGAUCGGAUGCCUGCAAUUGGCCAGGAUACUGCAGUACUUGGAAUGCCCGCAGUAUCUGAGGAAGUACUUCUUUCCACUUCACAAGAACUUGCAGUAUGCAGGGCUGUUGAAUCCUUUGGAUACGCCACAUCAUCUGAGACAGGAAGAAACUUCUCUGUAUCGAGAGGGGAUAGUUACUAAUAAACCUAUAAAGAUCGGCAAAGGAUCUCAGGUGAACGUAGGACUCUUGAACGAAGUUCACGUGGAUAAGGUGCUGAUGCCUGGAUUAAGGGUGACGGUUAAGAUACCAGCAGAACAACCAAAUCCAAAGAAAUUGAAGGGUAUCAUUGUAGCGCCUAAUGUACCACGUGCAGAAACUGGAAUCUAUUGGGGCUACACAGUCAAACUAGUCAAGCAUUUGUCAGAAGUGCUGACAAAUUGUCAGUAUAAGGGAGGAUACGACUUGACAAUUGGAACAUCCGACAAGGGAACAUUGAUUGAUGAAAUAGAAACGAAGAGUUUAGAAUAUCGACAUUGUCUUAUAGUAUUUGGAGGUCUCAACGGAUUAGAAGCCGCCGUGGACGUGGAUCCAAAUUUAGACGUCGACGAUCCAUCCUUGAUAUUUCAUAAAUAUGUGAACACAUGUCCUGAACAAGGAUCACGAACAAUUAGAACAGAAGAAGCUAUUCUUUUGACUCUAGCUGAAUUAAGAACUAAAUUAGUGCCUAAAGAAAUCACUUCUUAAAAUAAAUAAUAAUAGAAACAGAUAAGUAUUUUUGUCUUUAAAAUUAUAUUGAAUUUUGUCACAACUGUUUUUAUAUCAAGAAUAGAGCUUUAUACAUAUAUAUUUUUAUAAAAAUGUUAAAUGUUUUCUCAAAAAUGCUUUCCAUAUUUAUAAUAUUUUCAAUUGUAGCUAUUUUUUUGCAUGACUGUGACUCAAAUAACAAUUUACUGUAUCUCUAAGAGUUGUAAUUACUUUAGCUUGAUCAGUAGAACCUAUGACAGCUGUGCCAGACACAAUCAUAUUAGCACCAGCCUAAAAAAAAUAAUAUAAUUGAUGUAUAAUUUGUUGAUAAUAUAAUUUCAGAUUAACUAAUG
Messenger RNA from Nylanderia fulva, 1676 nucleotides. RefSeq names its product 28S rRNA (uridine-N(3))-methyltransferase. The record is from RefSeq and is a predicted model, not a curated record. Lineage: Eukaryota; Metazoa; Arthropoda; Insecta; Hymenoptera; Formicidae.